AUGCAGGCGGAAGAGCUCGCACAAGGGCCCGAGGCGAACACGGCCGCGGUGCACUUCAUCCAGACCAUGCUGGAUGCACGCCGCAUUGCGGCCGAGGACCUCGCGGCGUGGGCGAAGGACAUCGAGAAGAUUGACACCGAGACGAUCGCCAAGCGCCGGUCGCCGAUCCCGACCCAGCCAGCUUCUCAGCCCGCCUGGACGCCGGAUUUUCAGGUCGACCUUCUGAACGAGACGUUGGCCCACGAGAGGCACAAAGCGUCGCUCAAGCAGAUGAAGGUGGAGAAGGAGCUCGAGGAGGCGCGUGCUGCUAUCGCGGCGAGGGACGCCGAGAUCUCCCGGCUCAUGGAGGAGCUCAAGAUCUCCGAGGCACGUAGGGCGCCAGCGCCACAGGCGCCUUCUAGGCCGACGACCCUGGAAGAGGAGGCAGCUGCGGCCGCUAAGCAAGCUCAGUUGGACGCCGACGCUCACUACGAGGCCCUGGUUGUCGACCCAUGGAGAAAGGCCGAGACUGUGGCAGAGGCCUGGCGCUUCUUGAACUGCCCCACCACCACGGACCGCCGGCGUCUCUACGACAGGAUCAACGAGCCAAGUUUCAUCGGGCGGCACAGCCUCCUGGGAAAGUCGUCGGCCAACGCAAAACAGGGUGAGAUGCGCCGAAUGAGGAGGGCGAUGGAGGCCGUGCGCCGCUUCCGCUCGUCAGACGGAGAGGCCGACACCGCCGCCGUCAUCAAGAAACUCGACGAGCUCGCUGCGUCGGGAAUUGUGACCUUCUACGAUGCUCUGAAGAUCAUCGACGCCGACGCGCUUCCGAUAUGCACGGAGGGGAACCUGGGCAUCAAGGGGCUUUCUGAGGGUGAAAAGCCCAAGCUGACGGUUGCUUGGGGACUGGUGGCGGCGGGAUACAUGACGCACAAGUGGGGCGAGGACAUGUUCCCAACCACGUGGGAAGAGCAGAAAGCUGUGGCGGCCCAAGCAGCCGCGGAGCAAGUCGCUGGAAGACCGCCGCCGCUGCCGACGAAGACGUCCAAGCGUCGGAAGCCGGGCUGA
Messenger RNA from Closterium sp. NIES-65, 1047 nucleotides. The record is from the annotation of a GenBank genome assembly. NCBI's taxonomy places the organism in Eukaryota, Viridiplantae, Streptophyta, Zygnematophyceae, Desmidiales, Closteriaceae.